GGUACAGAAAGAAAUCUGUGAGAUCCAACGACCAUAUCUUCCCGUCAAUACCGGAGAAGCCUCUUUUUAAGAAGGAAUCCAACGGCUCCAAUGUCACUGUAAAUAAGGACCCUUUGAUUUACAUCUUACGCUCCAAAUCAAAUCAUUAUUCCGCACUGGGUAAACACUAAACAAACAGAAACAGUACUAAUAUAAAUACACAAUAUAAUAAAGAAUAAGAAACCCUCUUAAUUUGUUCAGAUUUCUAAGAAUUCAAACAUCUUUCUCUCUCUCUCUCUCUCUCUCUUUCCUCUUUGUGUUUGUGUUUGUUCCGCCCGCUGCUCUCUCCGACCUUGACGCUGCUAACCUCAUCGUCAGCGCUGCGCUUGCGGUGAUAUGUCGCCGGAGGGCGUUACCAGCAAAUCCUACGUCAAACGAAUCUCCAGAUACCGGAAAUAGACACACUCUUUCUUUCUUUCUUUCUUUCUAUAUUUAUCUCUAUUUUAAUUUCAAUUUGUUGGUGCCAAAAAAGGAAAAGGAAAAAGGAAAAAGAAAAAGGAAAUGGAAGGGCAAGGGAAGCUGAGCCGUACACAGUCAUCACUUCUACGGUCAUCUCCAACCAUCCGAUCGUCGAUCCAAAGCCUAUCGUCAAUUGCAGAUGUGUCAGAUUCUUCCGAGUAUGUGUAUGAGAGAAAGGUUCACAAGUCAUCAUCUUGUAACCCUAAAAGUAGUAGUACUAGUAACAGCACUAGUACUAGUAUUGGAACAAGAACAAUGAUAUGGGUUGUCAGCCUCCCAUUGGCAUUGGCAUUGGCAUUGACAUCCCUAAUUGCCAUACUAAUCUUCAUCUACCUAAAAAGUGAUGAAAUUUCAACAUCGGAGAAUGUUCUUUUGGCCCUCAUAAUGAUCGCCGUAGUGCUAUUCUACCUGGCUAAGAACAGAGAAUUGUUGGACCGUUCAAAAUGGGUGGUGAAGAAGCUAUACAGGCAGCAGAGGCAUGAGGAUGAUGAUAAUAAGAAAGGUUCUAAAUCAGUGCAGUGGUACAUCGGGGAUGAAUCUGAAUCUCAAUCUGGCAAAUCUCAAUCUGGCAAGCAGACUGACAUGGACAUGGACAUGAAGAUGGUGAAAGAGGGCGUUGAACUGUACAGCAAUGGGGAUGUGUACGAAGGGGAAUUUCAUAAAGGAAAAUGCAACGGAAGUGGGGUCUACAAUUACUUUGUAAAUGGGAGAUAUGAAGGAGAUUGGGUGGAUGGAAGGUAUGAUGGAUAUGGAAUAGAGAGUUGGGCAAGAGGAAGUAGGUAUAGAGGACAAUAUAGAGCUGGAUUAAGGCAUGGUUUUGGGGUUUAUAGCUUUUAUACAGGGGAUUCUUAUGCUGGUCAAUGGUUUCAUGGACAGUACCAUGGCGUUGGCCUUCAAACUUGUUCUGAUGCUAGCUCUUAUCUUGGCCACUUCAAGUUUGGGGUUAAGCAUGCCUUUGGUUCCUACCAUUUCAGAAACGGAGAUAGAUAUGCUGGGGAGUAUUUCGGAGACAAAAUACAUGGCUUUGGUGUAUAUCACUUUGCAAACGGACAUUGUUAUGAGGGCUCGUGGCAUGAAGGUCGUAAGCAAGGCUUUGGGAUGUACACCUUCCGCAAUGGGGAAGCCAAAUGCGGUGAAUGGGACAAUGGUUCCCUCAAAACCCCUUUACCACCCCUAACAGAUUCAGUCCUACGAGCAGUUCAGGCAGCUAGAAGAGCAGCUGAGAACGCAAUUAACCUGAGGCGCGUUGAUGAUCAAGUCAACAAGGCAGUGAUGGCUGCAAACCGAGCCGCCACUGCUGCUAGGGUAGCUGCUGUCAAAGCAGUCCAGAAUAGGAUGGAUGGAAAAUAUUAUGAUACAUAUGUGUAACUCAGUGUAAAAUGUAAAGUAGGCUAAUUUCGGUUUGGAUUACCCUGAGAAAUAUGUAAAUUUUUGCCAAAUUUCUCUUUACUACUUUGGAAACCAAAGAAAAAACAAGGCAGACCCUGGUAAGCACAAGCUAGCUGGAGGUUGAGAUAGAUUUUCAGGUCUUUUUUCCUUCCUAGAAUUAUCUUUUUUGUUCCUUUUUCUUAUCAUCCACACUCUGUAACUUGUAUAUAAAUCUGGAUAUGUAGAUUAAAGGAAAGCUGAAUUCUUCAGAGUUA
Beta vulgaris subsp. vulgaris (sugar beet) is the source of this 2141-nucleotide messenger RNA. RefSeq names its product phosphatidylinositol 4-phosphate 5-kinase 5. The transcript has 3 exons. Bases 541 to 1866 code for a protein of 441 amino acids. Lineage: Eukaryota; Viridiplantae; Streptophyta; Magnoliopsida; Caryophyllales; Amaranthaceae. The record is from RefSeq and is a predicted model, not a curated record.